Molecule: messenger RNA, 2381 nt
Organism: Engraulis encrasicolus (European anchovy)
Lineage: Eukaryota; Metazoa; Chordata; Actinopteri; Clupeiformes; Engraulidae
Gene: n4bp3
Product: NEDD4 binding protein 3
Exons: 9
Coding region: 171-2381 (736 amino acids)
Cellular component (GO): cytoplasmic vesicle
Source: RefSeq, a predicted model, not a curated record
UGCAGCGGCACGGGACAGCAGCACGCUCCAGUCGUCCUCGACGUCAUUUUCGCCGAUACAAGGAUCAAAUACAACUUCAACGAAUUCAGGAGAGCGAUAUUAUUUCCCUGUCUGUGACCUGUCUACUUGUGAAUAUGACCUCCUUUCCGUGCUGUCCGCUACCGUAACCAAUGGCAACAGUCCAGGCCCUGUCUCUGAACCACAGCGACCCCAGCAACAGCUUCGGCGGCGGCGGUUCUCCGUUCGCCGCCCUCCCCCUGGCCUCGGCCCGCUGCAUCAUGGGUAGCGUGGGCAGCCUGAUCGAGAGGCCCGACGGCGUCUCCGGCGUCUCCAUGCCGUCCUCCAAGGGUGGCGGCCAUCACGGCCACAGCAGCUGCGGGAACCGCGCCAUGCCCCAGGCGCCGCCCAGGAGCAGCCACCACCACUCCAACGGGCUGCUGAAGAAGGGAUUCAACCAGCGGGAGAUACUCAACUACCUGAACAUCACCAGGAAGGACAAGGACAAGCAUAAGCACAUCAUGUCGUCUGGAGUGAGCUCCUCGUCCACCUCCUCCAUCAACAAGAGGGAGCACAACGGAGGAGGGCGCGAGGAGGACGGCCUGUAUGCCAAGGUCUACCACAAGGAUGGCAAGGAGGUGGACAUCAGCAAGAACUCGCUGCCCAUGGGCGGAAAAUUCGACAAGUCACGCCUCAGGCCGUCCGCCUUCAAGCCAGUCACACCCAAGAACUUCAGCUCCAUGCAGAACCUCUACCCGGCGCGGGACAGGGACAGAGACGGCCCGGACACGGGGGGCCCGCCUCACAACGGCCCACGCCCGUCCUACGUCACCAUCGCCUCGGGGGCGUCCAAAUCCCUGUCCAGCGCGUCGUCCUCCUCUGCAUCGUCACCUUCCCGCCAUCUUGGAAAGACGGGCGGUGGGACGCCGCACCACCACCAGCAGCAGCAGCCACGUCACCUGAGCCACGAGGACGAGGAGAACGCGUCCGACUCGGGGCACCACUCGCUCAGCAGCCUGCUGCCUCCUUACCGGCCCCCCUUCCGGCCUCCACUAGGCCACAUCAGUAUAUCCAUGGGCCACAUCGACCACAUCGGCUCCCUGGAGCGCCGCUCGGCCGGCUCGCGAGGAGGCCUCUCCAACGCCACCGACAGCUCUCUGCCGGGGCCCAGCCACCACUCGGGGGCGGCCACGCUGGGCCGUCUCCGCGGCUACGGCAGCGAGGCCCCGCCCCCCUACGAGUUGUCGAUGUCCAUGGAGGACGUGGUGCGCGACCUGGAGGAGCGGCUGGUGGAGAAGGACCAGGAGCUGCGGCAGAUGAGGAGGAACCUGGACGAGAGCGAGGACGCCAUCGCACAGGUGUUUGAGGAGAAGCAGCGUCUGUGGGAGCGCGAGGUGGAGGAGCUGAAGAGGCUGUACGCCGCCAAGCUGCGGCAGGUCUCCCAGCAGGCCCAGCGCUCGCAGCGCACCCUGCAGCUGCAGCUCUACAAGGCCCAGCAGGAGAGGGCGCGCCUCCAGCAGGAGACGCAGGCACUCCGCGCCGAGAAGGAGAGCCGGAGCAGAGCAGCAGGAGGAGCAGGAGGAGCAGGAGGAGGAGGUGGAGGUGGUGGUGAGGGAGGAGCACUGGAGAACAACCCCCAGCUGGAGGAGACGCAGUGGGAGGUGUGCCAGAAGUCUGGCGAGAUCUCUUUACUGAAGCAGCAGCUGCGCGACUCCCAGGCGGAGGUGGCCCGCAAGCUGAGCGAGAUAUUCCAGCUGAAGACGGAGCUGCGGGAGGCGCGGGCGGACGCGCGCACCAAGGACGGCCAGGUGGAGGCACUGCAGCUGGCCGCCGUGCAGUCGGCUGCCGCCCUGCAGGCCGCCAGGGGUCGUUUGAAGGUCGCCAGCAUGGCAGGCAGCACGCAGAGCGUGGCCGGGUCCGCAGUCGGGGGCGGGGGUGCCAGUACCGAGGAGCGCCUGCGGGCGGAGCUGUUGCUGGAGCGGCGUCAGAACGAGGCGCAGGCCACGGCGUUCGAGUCCGAGCGCCACACCUGGCAGACGGAGAAGGAGAAGGUGAUCCGCUACCAGCGCGAGCUGCAGGCCAGCUACCUGGAGAUGUACCACAAGAGCGAAGCCCUGGAGAAGGAGCUGCAGCAUCUGAGAGGAGGAGGAGGAGGGGGAGGAGGUGGAGGAGGAGGAGGAGGAGGAGGAGGGAGCCACGGGGACCGGGGAGGGGGCAGUGGUGGAGGAGGUGGAGGUGGUGGUGGAGGUGGUAGUGUAGGUGGAGGGAGCCUGGACAGGCGUAUGGCCAAUCAGGAGGAGGAGGGAGAUUUCACGGACGAGGAGGAGCCGCCUUCUGGAGGAGGUCUGCCGUGGAUCGAGAGGAUCGAGUCGUCAGAGAUCUGA